Vombatus ursinus (common wombat) is the source of this 228-nucleotide messenger RNA. RefSeq names its product defensin beta 130B (gene DEFB130B). Gene Ontology annotation, molecular function: CCR6 chemokine receptor binding; chemoattractant activity. Gene Ontology annotation, cellular component: extracellular region. Bases 1 to 228 code for a protein of 75 amino acids. Gene Ontology annotation, biological process: cell chemotaxis; defense response to bacterium; innate immune response. The record is from RefSeq and is a predicted model, not a curated record. The transcript has 2 exons. Lineage: Eukaryota; Metazoa; Chordata; Mammalia; Diprotodontia; Vombatidae.
AUGAGAACUGUGUUCCUUUUCUCUGUUCUUCUCCUCUUUGUGGCCCUGAUACCACCAGCCAGCAAUAGUAUGUACCAUGGUUCAAGACUAUGUGUUCAGCUGCAAGGUGUCUGCAGAAAAGACAGUUGCAAUACAAUAGAAGAGAGGAUUGGUCACUGCACAACAUACAAACCAUGCUGUCGAAAGUGGUGGUUAUCAUCAUUUAUGCCAACACCCGAACCCAUGUGA